UGUUCGGGACGUGUAAACGAAGCCUUGCAUCAUCUCUCGAUGGGGUCGAGUAAUGAUAAAAAUCGAUCAAGUGUUGCUCCGUUUUAUUUCCUCCUUUCCACCCAUCGAGUGGGACUUGGCGAAUGGCUCGGUUGAAAGCAGCUGAAUCAAUUCACAAGCGGGUGAAAUCAGGAAAACGUGAUUCACGAGAUACAGACUGGAACACUCCUUCGAUGACGCCUAUUACACCUAAGACUGUUUAUUACAAGUUAAAAUACAGAACAAGUAUGCAAUCAGGCCGUUACUGCGCAGUGGCGAUGAUGGGUUUAUUAAUCUUUUUUUUUUUCUUCUAAAUUACCAUACUGUUCUCGCGAGAACGGAGCCAUUCUUUGGAGUGUCUGGCAAGCCUCGACGCACAUUCCGACUGGUUCCCUAUCACCGUAAAUACAUACAAGCGAGAAGUCGUGGCUUAGAAUCAGAAAACGUUGGCCAUACCCGAAGGGGGAAGAAAGAGAAUCACGCCAAGGCGCAGAUAUUUAUAGGACAGAGAUGCACGAACUGCACGUACGACUGUCGCACACUGUAGAAUCGCGCACAUGGAUUCCCAACACUGACGUCCAGAAGCCCGAGGACAAACCAUGGAUCAUUUGAAGGGACGUCCUCCAAAUCAGGGAUAAAUAAGGAAUACAAUUUUGGGAACUUCACUUAUUCCAAGGAAAGCAAUAUGUUUUCGGAAGUAACAUAAGGACAAGCGGAUCCUCUCCUCCGAAUCAUCGAUGAUGAAAUUGCGGGCUUAUGGACAAGUGGACAGCACAUGAUCGCUUCGGUGACACGUGUCGCCGUGGAUUUCAUUUUAUCGAAAAGUGGUUAUCGAUGUACAAAUAUUUCUGGGACUUCACACCAGGAAUAUCAGCGAUCGCUCCGUGAACGCAAUCGGCUGGCCAGUCUUCAUUUGAUUUUCAUUCAGAAAUAUGUAACGUUUUGGCAGCCGGUUUUCGAACUCUUUCUUUCCUUGCUCCUUUCCACUUCUGUCACAUGCCCUACGGUACGAGCUGAUUGUUUUUCUUUUUUUUUUAUUUGAAAUACUUCAGCAUUUUCAUUCUGGAUUUCGGUACGCUAAAGAGCUCGUGUCCUAAAGUAUCGUUUAAUAUUAUUCCACCUUUUCUCAUAGGAAGUAAUAUUUCCUUAAAGAAUCUUAUUCAUACGCUUUUGUCCAUAUUGUCAAUGUAUUUCUGAUUUUCCAUAUUUUCCCUGCAAUAAAGUGAUAGCAUACUCAAAGUGCAAAGAGACGUAGUAAUCGGGAGUGUACUUAGAGAAAUUUGACCGGAGUGACUCGUUCUAGUAAAUACACCCGAGUACCUGAUAAGUGUUCAAAAUUGUUGGGUCUUCUCGAAACACUUCAUUUGUAGCGUGAUUUUCAGCCUGACCUCAGCUUCGAGUAGAUCGUUAAGAGCUAGAUUAAAAAAUUUCCUCGUUGCAAAAUCACCGCGCUCAAGGGAGCCCCGUUAUCGUUAAAUAAAUUUGCCGCGGAUUACUUGUCUUGAGAAAUAUGACCAAAUAUCAGUAUUCGAAAAUUGCCGCUUCUCGAGCGACUCGGUCCCCUCAGUCCUUUUUGAAAGUGGUUAACAACGGGGCGAGUUUUCGAGUAUUCGAGUUUGUUUGACUCGGCCUCUUUCAUUUCCUCUGAUUGAAUCAAUUCGGGAUUUUAAAUCACCCUCGGUGGACCUGAAAUUAUUCCCCUACCGUAAGGGCAUGCCAAUUCAGUUUUCCUUAGCCGUUCCCUCUCUCGUUAUUUUCCCUCUCACUCCCGAGGGAUAAAGAAAACAAUCAAGAGGAAGUAAUAAGAAAAGUCAAGAGUGACGAAGUUGGCUGAAAUCGAAGUUGAGUUUUGGCGAGACUCCGAAGGCAUCGCGAGAACAUCUGUCCGGAGCUUUUCCAUCAUUUCUACUCGAAAUCAUGGCACACGUGCUCGAGGAUUCAGCAAGGACGGAAAAGAAGAAGAGGGCCGGGAAACAUGGCGCCCUCGAAAAUGCCGGGUCGAUGAAGACAACACAAGUGGCACCUAAACCACCAGACGGUGGUUGGGGAUGGUUCGUUGUCUUCGCUUCCUUCAUGAUCCAUCUUGUGUCCGAUGGUGUGAUGUACUCUUUUGGAAUAUUCUACUUGGAAUUUCUCUACUACUUCGAGGAAGGAAAAGGAAAGACUGCCUGGAUUGCAUCUCUUCUCGUUGGAGUUACAUUAUGUUCAGGUCCUAUAUCGAGUUCUUUUGUGAACAAAUACGGUUGUCAAGCAGUGACGAUCGCCGGCACAAUUCUUGCAUCUACUUGUCUCGUGCUAAGUGCCUUUGCUCAAAAUAUCUUGACGUUGUACUUCUCCAUCGGCAUCGGCACAGGUCUUGGCUUUGGUCUAAUUUACCUCCCUGCCAUCGUGAGCGUAACGUGCUACUUCGAAAAGUAUCGUUCUCUCGCAACCGGAAUAGCAGUUUGUGGAUCUGGUCUUGGGACUUUCGUCUUCGCUCCAUUUUGCGAGAUGUUGAUCGCCACUUAUGGUUGGAGGGGAGCAAUGGUGAUCCUUGGUGGAAUGGUGUUCAACUGUACGAUUUUCGGAUUGCUCUUCAGACCUCUGGAGCCCAGCAAGUCAGUCGAAGUCAUUGCCCUAAAGGAACUCACUGUAGAUUCAAAAUUAACUCCUAAAUACAGGGAGAUGAAGAAUGAUUUCCACCGGCCUCGCAGUGUUGCGAACGUUAACAAUACUAAAUAUUUAGUCGUCAGCACCGAUGAGAGGAACAAUUUGAGAACACUCAGUCAACCAAUGCUUGCGACGAAACCUAUCGGCCACCAUGGAGAAUUCAUGACGGGGUCUUUUGGCAGUGGCAUAAUGAAUCGUCGUGAUGUUUUUUUUCAAAGAAGCCUGGAUAAUGUCCGAAAACGAUCCGGUUCACUGGGACACAGCGAAGAGAACAUAAAUGUCCGGUCGUCACUGAGAAGUUUACCUAAUGGGACCACUCAUAAACAAGAGAAUUUUGAAUGUCUUCCUUAUGCCGAGGAGACAAUCGACAUCCUGCACGAGAUGCUGGAAUUGUCGCUUUUGAAGGACCCAGUAUUCAUUCUGUUCAGCUUGUCCAACUUUUGCACCAGUAUAGGAUUUAACAUACCUUAUGUCUACUUAGUGGCGCAAGCGAAGGAACAAGGCAUGUCGAAAGAGGAUGCAAGUUAUUUAUUAUCAGUUAUCGGCAUUGCCAAUACAAUAGGUCGAGUUGCCCUAGGCUAUGUUUCCGAUAAGCCUUGGAUCAAUCGGCUCCUGGUGUACAACAUUUGUUUAACCGUUUGUGGUCUUUCCACCGCUUUUAGCGUGUUCUGCAGAAGCUUCACCGCAUUUGCAUUUUAUUCGACAGUGUACGGAUUUACUGCUGGUGCUUACGUAGGUCUAACGUCAGUGAUUCUAGUCGAUUUAUUAGGCCUAGAUCAUCUAACGAAUGCAUUCGGCCUUUUGCUGCUCUUCCAAGGGGUUGCAUCUUUAUUGGGACCACCUAUUGCAGGAUGGUUGUACGAUGUCCUUCAUUCGUACGAUCCUGGAUUCUACGUAGCUGGAAGUAUGAUUGCUAUCAGCGGACUUAUGCUGUUUUGCAUACCUGUUAUUCAGAGGAAUAUACAACAAAAAGCACAGACUGAAAACGUUAAAUGUGGCGAUAUAGUAUGAGUUAAAAAUACAUACGUAUUUUAAUAAGGUUUAUGUAUAUUUUUAAAGCUAGUAAUUUGUCACAUUUGAACGCGAAUAUUUCAGCGACGUUGUUUCGCCCGUGAAUCUGUUUAAGUAAUUCGAACUAUAAAUGUGGCGAACUCAACAUAUAUAAUUUCGACUAGUCCUGUUAGGAUGUUUUUCUAUUCUUGAAUCAUCGUGAAUGAUUUAUUCGCGGAAGUGCAAUUAAUUCACAUAGGUUUAGUUAAGUAAGAAUUAAAAUUAAGAGAUUUUUUAAUAAGCAUGAGAUAUUCGAAAAUAAUGCAUGCAUUCCCCCUGUUUUUUGAUUAAAUGACAGUCAAAUCUUGUAAUUUACUUGCUUCUAAUGUAUACACAUACUGUAGAAAAGGAUGUAAAAAUACUGUUACUGUUAUAAAGGAACCCAAGGAUUAAAGACUGAAA
Molecule: messenger RNA, 4119 nt
Organism: Orussus abietinus
Lineage: Eukaryota; Metazoa; Arthropoda; Insecta; Hymenoptera; Orussidae
Gene: Mct1
Product: monocarboxylate transporter 12
Exons: 11
Coding region: 1936-3678 (580 amino acids)
Biological process (GO): monocarboxylic acid transport; transmembrane transport
Molecular function (GO): monocarboxylic acid transmembrane transporter activity
Source: RefSeq, a predicted model, not a curated record